This is a messenger RNA of Spodoptera exigua (beet armyworm), 1671 nucleotides long. The record is from the annotation of a GenBank genome assembly. NCBI's taxonomy places the organism in Eukaryota, Metazoa, Arthropoda, Insecta, Lepidoptera, Noctuidae.
AUGGAGGAAGUAUUUCAAUCCAUUAGUUUCACUAUAGAUGCCAUGGGCAACCGUUUAAAGAAUUUCCAAAGAUACAUUGAAAAGUUUCGAGGAGAACUAUCAAAUGAAAAACAAGGACACCUAAAUGCUGAUUUAGAAAUUGUAGAAGAUAUGAAUAAAGAAGUAACGAUAGCACUUUUAGAAAAACUAAAAAUAUUUAGAAAUUACGUUAGUUUUGAAGAGUAUAAAGUUAAAAUACAUGAGGCAAUUGAUGAAUUGCUCAACUGGUUAGACAAAAAUUACGAUGGGUUGGUCAUAAAAUUAAGCAAAUUUAUUAACUUUCAUGUCCCAACCUUAAAAAGUGAUUUGACUAAAACAUUGCAACAAAUCGUUGAUGAAUUUAAUACUGAUAUGACCAAUCCAGUUGUUAAAAAUGUAAUGGAAGAGUUAAGAAAAAAAGGCAGAGAAAUUGGCUCCAUGAUAAGAGGAACAGCCGGGCAUAAUCUUGAACUCAGCAAAGUAUAUGAGAAAAUUAUUAGCCUGGAAGACCGUAUCGAGCGAUUGGCAAAUGAACCAACCAGUGCAGCUGUCAUGGCUUUAAAACACAAAAAAGAAUAUUUAGAAGAUAGAGUGGCUUCCCUAGAAAGAAUGAAAACCACUUUAAAAAGUGUUCAAAACUUGACUACCGUGAAACUGCAAGGUGAUAUAAAAGAAACUGAUGAAGUAUGUUCAUGUGAAGAUUUUUAUCAACUAAAAGUAUUUAACCACUUGCUUCCUAUGGAGACUCGUGAACGCCUAGUAUCAGAAUUAUGUUAUUUGUGGGAUUUGGCAGUUUUCGGUGAAAAAAGUCAUCAUUCUAUAAUUUCUAUACUUAGCGCCGCCGAAGCGAAAGAAGAAUACACUGAUGAAAAGGGCACAUUUUAUAUUGACGAACACAGUAGAAGAAUAUAUAAAUCUCCUGUGGACGGCACCCUUUUACAGCCUAAUGAACAAGGUCAGCUAGUUCCUCUAUCUGACGAUGGUAACCAUAUUUAUUACUAUGAUGAAUGUGGGCGUUACUUUAUUGACCCAAAAACGAGACAAAGAAUCUAUAAAGCUCACGCUUCCGCCAGUGAGUAUAUGAUGGAUUCGACGGGACUCCUACUCAAAAUAAAAGAAGAGAGAGAUGGAAUUGUAUUUCAUUAUGAUACCUGGGGUCGUUAUUAUAUAAACGACGAAGGUAAACACAUUUAUCGUGAUGAAGAUCAUUUAAGUGAAUACGAAAAUGAUGGUUUGGGGAAUUUAGUGCGUAUUCGAAGCCAGGCAGACAUUUUUCAACCAUGUCCAGGUGAUGCUCAAGUGACUGAAGAUUUUAAAUAUUUAAAACAAACAGUCGGUUCUGCUUUACGUUUUUGUGUUGCCAAAGUUAUUAUACAACAGCCUGCAGAUCCAAUUAAAUAUUUAUCUUCAUCACUCAUUAAGUUUAGAGAAAAUAUGGAGCUCAAAGAAAAACGUAUAACUGAAAAACAAGAAUUGGAAGCUGAGAGAGAGAUAAUUGCUGCUGAGGAACGUGCUAAAGCUGAACGUGCCAUGGCAGAAUUAAGUGCUAGAGGUAGCGAAGCUAGCUACGACUCCAAUAUGAUGAUGUAUUCAACCAUACAACCCCCUGAUGAUCAUGAGUCGGUAAAAGAAGGCGAAACUGACCAUAAUUAA